AUGUUGAAUGCAACUGAUAGCGAGGAUACAAGACCGAUAUCAUCCUCCAUAUUUUCUCCUUCGAAAAUGAGCAUGAGAAAAUCAAAAGCAAAAAUCAGCAAUCUGCUGAGACCUGGAACUGCUCCGACCUCAUUCUAUCAUCAAAUUCUUCAUCAACCUGGAAAAGAAAAUGGAGAGGCAAUGAGAAACAGGGGAACGUUUCUUGCUCCACAAGACGAAAAUUUAAUUGAAAUUAAUUCAGAUCUUCCUUUAGCCAUGCUUAUUUAUUUUCAUACUUUUUAUUCCGUGACGUGGCUGUUAGUCACAGUAGUGUUGCAUAUUUUCAAACAAAAAAACUUCACAAUAACCUCAACUAAUACCAUUAUAUUUUCUGUGGUAAUUGUGGUGUGGACAGUCAUUGAGUUUCCCAGAUUACUCAUUGGAUACUCUGGAGAUUUGAAAGAAAAGGUUCCUCGAGUUUUUGCUUUCAUGAUUUUAUCGACCAUUCAACCCUUAUUGUACAUUUACUUUUUUAUUUACCAACCCAAUAUCACACCUUUGGAUUAUAUCAUUUGUUCAAUUCAACUCAUUUUCUAUGCUUUGGAAUAUAUAUUUGGAAUUAUUGCAAUGAGAAACUUUACAAGAGUGAGUGGAAUACGAUACAAACUCUAUUUCAAUAAGGAUGGAACCUUGGCAUUGGAUGACUCUGAGGAGGACGCUGAAAAUAAUAAGAAUCAAGUGGAACCUUUUACAGUAACCACAGGCGACGAAGUGACAACAUUUGCAAGCGACAACAACACCGUCGCAGAUCAUGAUUCAUAG
Naegleria fowleri is the source of this 801-nucleotide messenger RNA. RefSeq lists its product as uncharacterized. The record is from RefSeq and is a predicted model, not a curated record. Gene Ontology annotation, biological process: non-motile cilium assembly. The coding region runs from base 1 to 801 and encodes 266 amino acids. NCBI's taxonomy places the organism in Eukaryota, Heterolobosea, Eutetramitea, Acrasida, Naegleriidae. Gene Ontology annotation, cellular component: ciliary transition zone. The transcript has 2 exons.